Molecule: messenger RNA, 1238 nt
Organism: Chlamydomonas reinhardtii
Lineage: Eukaryota; Viridiplantae; Chlorophyta; Chlorophyceae; Chlamydomonadales; Chlamydomonadaceae
Exons: 5
Coding region: 33-839 (268 amino acids)
Cellular component (GO): chloroplast
Source: RefSeq, a predicted model, not a curated record
AUUUACGUAUACUAUACACUUCAUCGCCUAAGAUGGCGCUGAACACCCUCGAACGGCGACCUGCUUGCAGCGCGUUCUCGCGUAGGCGCGCCUCGCGGCCUUUCUGCACGUCGCGUCCAGUUUCAGUGCAGUGUCACGCACAAUCGGCCGGUCGCCGCGAGGUGCUGCAGCUCGGGGUUGCGCUGCCUCUGCUGCUGGCAGGGCAGCCGGCGUUUGCGGGGCCCGCCACGGAGGCGGCGCCUGCGGCCGCUGUGCGCCCCGCCCCCGCUCCUGCCGCAUCCAUCCCGGGCAUGGCCAGCCAGCCGUACCUGGACGUUGACUUCCAGCUGCUGCCGCCCAGUGCCUUCAACUUCAUCGACACGCAACCUGCCUACGACCCGGACCGCCGCGGCCCCGCGCCCGAGCCCAGCCCCGUGCGGGUGCGCUACGACUCGCCGGACGGCAACACGGUGCUGAGCGUGCUGGUGCGCAACGCCCAGAAUCUCAAGCAGUCCAUCCUGCAGACCACAGACAUCUCGGGGUUGGGCAGCCUUGAGGAGGCGGCCAAGCUGCUGCUGCCGCGCGGGUCGCGGGUGGUGGCGGGCAGUGUGCUGCAGGUGGCGCUGCCGCCGCGGCAGACUGCGCUGGGGCCGGUGGAGAUACCGCCCAAGAACUACUACAGGUAUGAGCUGACAACGCCCAACGGGCUGCACGUGAUCAUGUCGGUGGCGGCGCAGAAGGGCAGGAUCUAUGUGUGCGGCGGCAGCACACUGGAGGGAGAGGUGUGGGAGCGGGACGCGCCCGUGCUGCGCGCGGCCACCGAGUCCUUCCGCCUGCGCCUUGAUGGCGCCACGUUGUGAGGCAGCGGCGACGGCGGCGGCGGCGUGGGAUCGGAUGUGAGGAGGUUAAAAGCAGGUCCAGCAGGGCAGGGGCAAUCGGGGUAGCGCAUGAGGUGAAGGCGGUGAGCUGAGAGAGUGGUGAUUGGCAAUAGGGCAAUCGAGCAACAUGGCAACACGGCAAUAGGGUAACACAGCAAAAGUGCAGACGUGGACAAGGCGUACAGGGAUGGGCAGUUGGGCUCACAUGUUGGAUUACGAUUUGUUAUGACAGAGGUCAUGACUGAUGAGACGUCACAGAGCUGCAUGAUCAUGCGGCCGCGUGUUGGUUCUAUUAGGCGCACUGUGGAGCGACGUGAAAGCCCAGGGAAAAAUCGGUGAGGCGGUGAAGUUGGGAGGCAGUUUGUUAAACCUGACUUCAAU